This is a messenger RNA of Protopterus annectens (West African lungfish), 1635 nucleotides long. RefSeq names its product lectin-like. Gene Ontology annotation, molecular function: signaling receptor activity. The transcript has 5 exons. Lineage: Eukaryota; Metazoa; Chordata; Ceratodontiformes; Protopteridae. The record is from RefSeq and is a predicted model, not a curated record. Bases 16 to 498 code for a protein of 160 amino acids.
GAGUUUGAUAUCACCAUGAAGUCUGCAAUUUACAUGCUGAUACUAAUUAAUGUUGCAGUUUAUGCAGACCGGGCAAGGAAAGACAUUUGUGGUGGCAAAAAACAGUACCAAUUUAUCAAUGAAACAAAAACGUAUGCAGAUGCAGAGCUUUACUGCCAACAGCAAUGGAGAAAUGCAAAUGGACAUUUGGGGUCAAUACUUAAUAAAGAAGAGAAUAAACAUAUUUUGGACUCAGUAAACAUCACCAUUAGAAAUAAUUUUCCCUAUGUAUGGAUCGGUGCUGUACGACUGAUGGAGAGUAAAACAUUCAUUUGGAUUGAUGGCUGCACUUCAAAUUACAGCAACUGGAGAUCUGGCCAACCAGACAACAUAAAUAAACAUGGGACAGAGGCCUGUGCUGAAAUGUAUACUGUAAAAGAUACUGAAACUACUUAUCCAGGUCAAUGGAAUGAUAAUUUCUGUGGGCACAAGCGUGCCUUCAUCUGUCAGCACUUUUGAAAUGUACGCGCUUUCCUUGGCUUAAGGACGUUUUGCUUACCAGUUUCAGCAGAAUGUUAUGAUUCGCUAGAUGAACUGUAACUCAAGAAUCUGAUUCCUUGAUUUUUAUUUUUGCUUUCACAGCUCAGAAAACACUUCUUAGGAUAACUGUCAGUUCUGUUGUGCAUGACUUUCAUGAAAUAAGAUAUUCCAAAACAAUAAAGCUGGCAUUAUACUCUGCUGAAUUUGCAAAACAGUUGCAUUUAAUAAAUUUAAAUUUAUACCACUGUGUUAGCUCUAUGAAUGUAAAAAUCCCAACCGGGUUAAAUGUAUGGCUAGACCGAAGGUGUGUCAUGCCUCAAUGCAGACUACCAGUGUGAGCUUUUUAAAGGAGCAGUUGUGGUUGUAAAUAAGUGAAUGCUGCAGCAUUUUGUUUUCAAAAGUAUAUUUGUAUGGCUGUUUGUCUGUAUAUGCAUCUGUAAUCUCUAUAUGCAUAUCUAGGUAGUAAGACAGACAGAUUGACAUUGCACACACACACACACACACACACACACACACACACACACACACACACACACACACACACACACACACACACACACACAUGCACGCACACGCAUGCACAUAUACAAAGGCAGUGCCAGCACAACAGAUCCAAGUAAUUUCAGUCAGAGCUAUAACCACAUCUGCUGAUAUGGCACUGUCUUGCUGGAAUUGUUGUUGUUGUUCGGUCACUUAGUUGAAUCUGACUCUUCAUGACCUUCUGACAUUCCAUUUAUUAUUUUCUAACCUACAAGAACUCUGCAGCCACUGCAGUGCUUUACAAUGAUUUGUAAAUCAGCUUUUGUUUAAUGAAGGCAGCUAACAUUGUUUCUGUAUGUCAUAAUAACAGCCCUGGAUAAUAUACUACGCCUUCUGUUUAUUAUUCCUUUAUUGCAUCCCUUUGUAAACAUGGUGUUAAACCACAUGUACUAGUUUGGUAGCCAUGCCUGAAACGAAGAUUCCAAUGUUACAGGGAUAUGUUGCAGUCUAGCAUUUAAUGUAAGAAUUUUCCUAAUGCCAGCUCUGAAUUAUACUGUUCAGUAUAGUACUGUAUGUACUUACGUAACAGAUGAUGUCCUGCUUCGUUCUGUAAAAUAAAUUUGCAUUUGAGCAUCA